AGCACCACCGACUUCCCAAGAUGCUGGCACUAAUAAACCGGCUUUUAGACUGGUUCAAGUAUUUAUUUUGGAAGGAAGAGAUGGAGCUGACCCUGGUCGGCCUCCAGUAUUCGGGAAAAACGACGUUCGUCAACGUAAUUGCCUCUGACGAAACCCUAAUUGGAGUGAUGGGUGAUGAGAUGAAGAGGCUGCUGAGGAAGCUGAUGUCCAAAUUUGUGCAAAUGGAUGUGAUCAGGAAAGCUAAGGAUAUCCUAGAUGUUGAUUACAGGAACAAGGAGAACUGGCAUGACACAGGCAACAUAGCAGUAUCACAUGAUGCCAGACAAUACAUGGAGCAAGUUGAAGACUAUCUCUGAUGCCACCAAAAAGAGGUUCUUUGACAGUGUAGUUAAUUUUUACACAAGUGUUGUGACUAAAAUGAACUUGAAAAAAAAUGGUUGCAUUUUGUCUUAGCGAUUGUCACGCGCGCGCGCGCAUCAUCGGGGUUGGCAAACAGAAAUCUCCCUAUUUGGAAUUUCUACAACUUAACAGGUAUGCAAAAGAUGCUAAGCACCCAACGGUAAAUUACGGUGGUACCUCUACAUAUGAAUUUAAUUCAUUCCUGGACCUGGUUUGUAAGUCAAAAUGAUAAGACCGCGGUGAGAGGCCGUUAAACCAAGGCGAAAAAAAAAUAAUGGACUGAAAUACCUGCACAUGGUAGAGGAUUCCAAAAACCAGGGUGGCAGACAAAUGAA
This is a messenger RNA of Corythoichthys intestinalis (scribbled pipefish), 734 nucleotides long. RefSeq names its product ADP-ribosylation factor-like protein 8B-A. The record is from RefSeq and is a predicted model, not a curated record. The coding region runs from base 21 to 356 and encodes 111 amino acids. Gene Ontology annotation, cellular component: lysosomal membrane. Gene Ontology annotation, biological process: anterograde axonal transport. NCBI's taxonomy places the organism in Eukaryota, Metazoa, Chordata, Actinopteri, Syngnathiformes, Syngnathidae. The transcript has 2 exons.